UUACUAGUUAAAGUUACGACAGUAAGCUGCUUUACGUGUCCUACAAUGUACCAGCUAAGCCAUCUGUACGGGGCCCGCCUGUUCCCAUAAUCAGCAGUAAUACUCAGGAGACAUUAACAUGUGAGGCUGUGGGCCCGGGGUGUUAUUCAGGGUAAAUGACAGCCAAAAGCAGGGGAGCUGAGGAAUAAGACUGUGUGACCUGUUGAAGCAGUUAAAUUAAGUAUAAAAUGGGACUUAAAAUGAGAAAAACAUGAUUAGUGACUUCUGCUGCCUCCUUCCUUAUCUCUCUCUCCCAUCAAUUGUUCUCCUUCCCCAUCUGCUCCGCUCGUAUUCCCUCUCUCUCUCUCUCUCCUCCCACUCGGUGGACGUGAACAGCCUCUGAUCACCAGUCAGCCAUGUUGUUGGUGUGACACACACACACACACACACACACACACACACUCGCACACACACACAGAGCUGUCAGCAACAGGUCCUACUCUGAGGAACACGACUGAUAAACUCCAUUACUUCAACAAACGCUGCUCUUUGGGGAUAGUGAACCCCUAACCCUAACACACAUCGUCUUGGAAACAAUCCGGAAGUAUUUGAUGGUAACUUCAGGGCCUCGGGAGCUCGGAAGUUGACGUGUUUUGUGGCCGCUGUGAGAGAGAGGUACGCCAGCGAAACUGCUUAUCUAAGCAAGAGUAUGGCUGCGAGCAGUAGCUGAGGACACCGCCGGGAGUUCCCCCCCUCUGCCACUGCCACCUGCAAAUAUGAAUGGUGGCCUAAGUGUAUGGGCGAUCUCUCCAGAGGAGAGGGUCAAACAUGAUCAGAAGUUUGACACCCUCUCCCCAUCAAUGGGCUAUGUCUCAGGGGAGCAGGCAAGGAAGUUUUUACUCCAAUCAGGGCUUCCUGCUUCAGUUUUGGCUGAGAUAUGGGCUCUGGCUGACAUGAAUAAAGAUGGGAAGAUGGACAGGUUGGAGUUUUCCAUCGCUAUGAAGCUCAUAAAGCUUAAACUCCAGGGUACACCGCCUCCAUCAGCACUGCCAAUCAUCAUGAAGCAGCCUCCAGUACCUGCUCCCAGCCUCAAUAAACCCACCUCGUUAUUGACCAACCCAGCCUAUGGUAUGGCUACUGUGCCUAACAUGUCCAUGAUGACCGGGACAAACCUUGCGAUGUUGACCCCUAUCUCCAUGGCAACCCCUGGACUCUCACCUCUGACACCAAUGACGGGCUACUCCCCUUUGGUUCCUACAGCAACAGGCCUAAGCCCUCUAAUAGGCUCCACCCCCUCCAGGCCCCUGAUGCCCACCAUGGGAAGCGCCACCUUGCCUAAUGGCACAAUUGGAAUUCUCGACCCAUACGCAGCUGGAGCUUUGGCCACUGGCCUACCUCGCUCUGCAUCCCCCUACUCCUCUCCACUCGGAUUCUCCUCUUCUGGUAUGAACAAGGCCUCAUCCCUGCUGGACCUAAGAUCUAUCAGCUCCGCUUCCUCUUCCCCCUCUGUGAUGUCCCCCAUGGCCAGCGUUCCCAGCGACUGGGCUGUGCCACAUGCCGCCAGACUCAAAUACAGACAGCAGUUCAACAGCUUGGAUAAACACAUGUCAGGAUACCUUAGUGGUCAGCAGGUGAGAGGUGCCAUGGCGACCACAAUGCUGACUCAGACACAGCUGGCUUCCAUCUGGACUUUAGCUGAUGUGGAUAAGGACGGGAAACUAAAAGCUGAGGAGUUUAUACUGGCAAUGCAUCUUGUGGACGUGGCAAAGACUGGACAACCACUGCCGCUAACUCUGCCAACUGAACUGGUACCACCCUCGCAAAGGGGUGCAGUGAAUGGAUCCAGCUCUUCUCUCUAUGCUGCUCUGACUGAUGACUUGGACAUAGAACCUCCACAGAAAACCAGACCCAACAUGUCGUUCGAGGAUAAAUUCAAAGCCAACCUGGUGCAAGGGAACGCAGAACUGGAGAAAAGACGACUGGCGCUGCAGGAUGCUGAGAGGAGGGAGAGGGAGCGGCGCGCUCAGAAGGAGAGAGAGGAGCGUGAAAAGAGAGAGAGGGAGGCUCGGGAGGUCGAGGAGAGGAGGAGGAGGGAGGAGGAGAGGAGGCUGGAGCGACAGAAAGAGCUAGAGAGGCAGAAAGAAGAAGAGCGACUGAGAGAGAUUGAAAGAAAAGAGGCUGCACAGCGGGAGCUCGAGCGUCAGAGGAAGGAGGAGUGGGAGAGGAGGCAGCGAGGGGAGCUCCAGAUAAAGAAGGAACAGGAGCAAAAUGACAUCAUCAGAUUGAAAGCUAAGAAGAGGAGUCUUGAGAUGGAGCUGGAGGCUGUGGGUAACAAGCACCGUCAGAUCUCAGACCGACUGCGUGACUUUCAGAACAAGAAGAAGCAUCAGAAGACGGAGCUGGAUGUGACCAAUCAGAGGAAAGAGACUCGCCAGCAGGACAUUAACAACCUGCAGAAACAGCUAGAGGAGUUCCAGAUGAAGUUGUUCCAGCUGACACCGGAGCAGAAGAGACUCACUGAGAAACUCAGAAACAUGUCUGUAAAUAACUUGCCUGUGGCGACCAUGUCGACCCUGAAGGUGGGCGUCACAGAGAAAAAAGGGAAAUGUCUGAAACUACGAGAGCAGCUGGAAGGCCUUGAGAAAGAUACCGCUGCCAAACUGUCUGAGAUGGACAAGUACAACAAAGAUAUGCAGGAAAUGAGAGAGAGCCAGCGAAAACAGCAGGCAGCUCUUGAGAAACUACGGAGCAUCAAAGAGGACAAACAGCGUGAGCUGAGUCGAAUGAAGGAGGAGGAAGAGCAGAGGAAGAGGAGAGAAGAGAAAAAAAACAAGAGGAGGAGGAAGCUUAUUAAGAUAGAAAAAGAGCGCCAGUGGCAGGAGAAGCUGAGGAAGGAUGAAGAGGAGCGUCAGAGGAGGCUUAAGGAGGAGAAAGAGGCCAUACAGAGGGAGGAGGAGGAGAGAGAGAGACAGGCUAUCAUCCUGGCUGCCAAGGAGCAGGUUGAACGAGAGCUCAGAGCAAAGGAGGAGGCAGAGCGAAAGAGAAGAGAGAUGGAGGAGAGGAAGAAAAGAGAAGAGGAGGAGCGACAGAAGCAAGUGGAGAGAAGGAAGCAGGAUGAGGAGAGGAGGCAGCUGGAGGAGGAGAGGAGGCAGCUGGAGGAGGAGAGGAGGAAACUUGAGGAAGAGAGGAGAAAAGAGGAGAAGAGACGGAAAGAUGAAGAGGAGCGCCGCAAGAGGGAGGAAGAGAGGAAGAGGUUAGAGGAGGAGCGGAGAGAGGAGGAACGCAUAAGAGAAAAGGAAGAGGAGGAGAGGAGGAGACAGAGGGCAGCCGUGGCCGCCGUCCGAGAUGCAGAGGAGAGGAGAAAGCAAGAGGAGGACAGAAAGAAGAGGGAGGAAGAGGAGAGGAGAAAGAGGGAUGAGGACAGGAGGAAGCUACAGCAGCAGCAGGACGAGGAUAGGAAGAAGCGUGAGGAGGAAAGAAAGAGGGUGGAGGAGGAGAGGAAGAGAAAAGAGGAGGAAGAGGAGAGGAGGAAAGCAGAGGAGGCGAGAAAUAGAAAGGAGGAGGCAGCUCGUCAGCAGCAGCCGCCGAGUGGAGGAGGGAAGGUGGAUAUUCUGACAGCUCUGCUGAAAGGACUGGAGGAGAGGAAAGGUGGGCAACCAAGGGCCCGACACCACAGGAAGUCGGCCGCCCUCACAUCCUUCAAAGCUCUCUACCCGUUCACGGCCCGAAACAACGAAGAGCUCAACUUCAGUGCGGAUGAUAUCAUCGAGGUUGAUGAGUCGACCGAGCGGGAGGAAGGUUGGCUGUACGGCAGCCGGCAGGGGAAGAUGGGCUGGUUCCCAGAGAGCUACGUCGAGAAAGUGACCCCAUCAGACACGGCUAAUAAUACUGCUGCUGCUGCUGCUGCUGCUCCUAAAGUGCCGAUCCAUUCUCAGCUCUCUAAUGCACUCGAGGGUGUCAAGGCAGCAGGCACAAAGUCGGCCUUCACGCCAACACACUCUCCAAACCCUGCACCCUCUGAGACACAAGGACAGCAGGUGGUGGGUAACCUGUUGGCCCAGGCCCUGUGUUCGUGGACAGCAAAGACAGACAACCAUCUGAACUUCAAUAAGGACGAUGUCAUUCAGGUGUUGGAGAAGCAGGAGAAUUGGUGGCUGGGAGAGCUGAACAGUGAAAAAGGCUGGUUCCCCAAAACAUAUGUGACACUGCUGGGAGAAGAGGAGAGUUCAGACAUGAAGAGCUCCCCAUCUGAUGCUUCGGAGUCUAGCGACAGCCUUCAGCUUGAAGAAUACACGGCGUUGUACACCUAUGAGUCUCCGGAGCCUGGAGAUCUGACGUUUAGAGAGGGAGAUGUGAUCUUGGUGAGCAAGAGAGAUGGAGAGUGGUGGCACGGCUCUAUAGGCAACAGCAUAGGCGUCUUCCCCAGCAACUACGUCAAACCUAAGGAGACAGAUACUUCAAGUUUAUCUGCAAAGAAGAAGCCAGAGAUCGCACAGGUGAUUAGACCCCACCCCUCUACCAGACCUGAACAGCUGAAUCUGGAAAAAUCCCAGCUCAUCGUCAUCCUCAGCAAGAACGCCUCUGGCUGGUGGCUCGGAGAACUGCAGGCUCGUGGUAAAAAGCGCCAGAAGGGCUGGUUUCCUGCCUCUCAUGUUAAAAUACUAGGAUCCAACAGCGGCAAGUCAACACCAGCACCCCAACCAGUCUGUCAGGUGAUAGCCAUAUACGACUACACAGCCGCCAACGGGGACGAGAUGAGCUUCUCCAAAGGUCAGCUGAUCAACGUUUUUGACAAGAGCAACCAGGAUUGGUGGAAAGGAGAGAUCAACGGGGUAACCGGUCUCUUCCCCACUAAUUACGUUCAGAUGACCACAGCGGAGUGUGACCCCAGCCAGCAGUGGUGUGCAGACCUAAACAGCCUGGACUCAUUGAGUACCCAGGAGAAGAGGAGACAAGGUUACAUCCAUGAGCUGAUCGAGACUGAGGAGAGAUACAUGGAAGACUUGCAGAUUGUGCUGGAGGUUUUCCAGAAGCCUAUGUCAGAGUCGGGUCGGCUGAAUGAUGCAGAGAUGAACAUGAUCUUCGUCAACUGGAAAGAACUUCUGACCUGCAACUCUAAAUUUCUCAAGGCACUACGUGCACGUAAGAAGAUGGGUGGGGAUAACAUGCCGGUGCAGAUGAUCGGAGAUAUCCUGGCGGUGGAGCUGUCCCAAAUGCAGCCCUACAUCCGCUUCUGUUCCUGCCAGAUCAACGGAGCAACGCUGCUUCAGACGCGCAUCGACAGCGAGCCAAACUUUAAAGAAUUCCUCAAGAAAAUAGCCACGAACUACCGGUGUAAAGGCAUGCCGCUGUCCAGCUUCCUGCUGAAACCCAUGCAGAGGAUCACACGCUACCCACUGCACAUCAAAAACAUCCUGGAGAGCACAGCAGAGGGCCAUGCUGACCGAGGCCAUCUUAAAGAGGCUCUGGAGAAGGCUGAAGAACUCUGUCAACAGGUAAACGAGGGCGUGAGAGAGAAGGAGAACUCUGACAGACUGGAAUGGAUUCAGAACCACGUUCAGUGUGACGGCACUACAGAGCACCUGGUCUUUAACUCUCUUACCAACUGUUUGGGCCCCAGGAAACUUCUACACAGCGGCAAGAUGAACAAGGUUAAGAGCAACAAGGAGCUCUGGGCUUUCCUCUUCAACGACUUUCUGCUUUUGACUCAUGCGGCUAAACAAUUCACCUCGUCCGGGCCUGAUAAACUGUUCAGCAACAAGAACAAUGUACAGCUCAAGAUUUACAAGCCGCCUGUGCUCCUUAAUGAAGUUCUGGUGAAGCUGCCGGAUCCUUCUAGCGACGAGCCCACCUUCCACAUCUCACACAUUGAUAGAGUCUACAUACUCAGGACGGACAACAUCAACGAACGGACGGCUUGGGUUCAGAAGAUCAAGGCUGCAUCUGAAGAAUUUAUUGAAACAGAAAAGAAAAAAAGGGAAAAGGCCUAUCAAGCCCGAUCUGUGAAGACUAGUGGAAUCGGCAGACUUCUCGUCACCAUCUUGGAGGCCACUGAACUCAAGGCGGCCAAACCCAACGGUAAAAGUAACCCUUACUGUGAAGUGACCAUGGGAGCUCAGAUAUUCACGUCCAGAACGCUCAACGACACUCUGAACCCCAAGUGGAACUUCAACUGUCAGUUCAACAUCAAAGACCUUUACCAGGACGUCCUCUGCAUCACCAUCCUUGAAAAGGACCAGUUUGCACCUGAUGAAUUUCUGGGUCGGACAGAGGUUCCUGUGGCAACAAUAAAGAAAGAGUUGGAAAACAAGGGACCAGUAACACGUCGUCUUCUGCUGCACGAGGUUCCUACAGGGGAAGUGUGGGUCCGCCUCGACCUGCAGCUCUUUGCCAACAAAUAGACUUAUAGGAUGAACUGAGACAUCCAAAUGAGGAUAUUUUACUCCUACAGAGGAACCAAAUAAGACAGGCGGCUUUUUGUCACCUACACAAACUCGGAUUGUUCCCCUGCACAAACUCAAAUCAAACAACCCCCCUGAACUGAACACAUAUCACGCCUUAAUAUUUGAAUAUUAACCAGCACUAAUAAUACCUCUUCUGAUGUCAUCUGAAUGUUCCAGUAGGUGAUUCGCAUCUGAGUGACAUCAUCUGAAUCCACCAAUAGGAGGCAGGUAGCGCAGCUGUUUACACCUGCACAAUAUGUACUGCAGUCUCUGAAGGAGGUAAAAGGAACAACUUCAGCCCGGCUACUUAAACAGUGGAGACAGAGUGUGUCAUGAGGCUGAAUCUGGGUCGUCUGCUCUAAGAAUUUUUACCCUUCAGAGGGACGCAGACCUGGACAAAGACUGUCUAGAAACGAUAAUAAUCAUAAUAAAUCAAUAAAAUACAAAGGCUUAUAUGUUUUAUCUAGAAUCUUCGUAUCUCAGUUACAACAGUUGGGUUUUCAGUGAUCAGUGAUUGAGACACACGUCUGGUCAACCAAGGCCAUUUAAUGAGUUGGAGUGUUUUCUCUUAACUUACAAGAUAUGUAUUUGUUGACUUCUUGUGACUGGUGGCUUUCAAGAGACUCUGCUUUAUGGCGGCUUGAUCUGUAACAGCUUCUCACAGUGACAUUAAGGGCAAAAAGCAGACAGCAGCAGAAACUGAUGGGCAACCUGGGCAAGAUCUUUUUUUCAGAAGCUCUGGUCUGGAGUCAGUUUACUACUGUAGAAGAGGUAGAAGAGCUCAGGAUAUGGUGUUCUGUGUUGAAUCUGUCUCACUGUAACAAUGUUGUGUGUGUGUGUGUGUGUGUGUGUGUGUGUGUGUGUGUGUGUGUGUGUGUGUGUGUGUGUGUGUGUGUGUGUGUGUGUGUGUUGUGUGUGUGUGGGCGCGCAUGUCUUUGGAGUGUAGAAGUCUAAACAUUUAGUUGAGAUAUAGUUACAUACAGAUAUCUUCGGCUGAGGGCUCUUGAUGCUGCAACUUUUUAGAGUUAACUCAACCUCUGGCCUUAAUGCAAUUCAUCUUUUUAGUCCUUUAAAAUCGAUCAGUUUCUUAAACCAUUAGAAUUAUUUAGGAUGAUGUUGGUCUCUGUAUUCUUUUUUUCUUCUGUGUGCAAAAUCAGCCAAGGCCAAGUAGUUUGAGUGCAAAAUGAUUGAGGUGACAAAAUGACGCAGAUUUAAGGAGCUGUACUGAUGAACACCUUGAACUAAUUUUCCAGCUGAGGCUCUUGCUGCAUUUUCAGUGCGGAUAAUCAAGAGGAUGUCAAUAUUUUGAGGUAAUGCAGAUCGACAGUUUGUCGGCAAUAAUAAACAGUAUUUGCUUUUCACUUCCGGCCUACCAGACAGAUUUUCAAGUUUCAUUCUUCAAUCCCCGCCUCACUGACUAGAAUAUUGUCCAUCUCCAUUGCCUCAAAAAGUUCAAUUCAUAAACAUCCACCAUGAAAGCUUAUCAAGGAAGUAGUAUGUAAAAGCAUUUUUAUUUAUGUUGUCGGUUAACUUGUUACAGUCUUCUGCCUCGUUUUUACUCUUUUGUCCUUUACAUGCAGUUUCUUUUCUAACUCUGAGCAUGUACUGGUACUCUGGAUAUUAAAAAAAGUUGUAUUUAUUUCUUAAUUUAUGCGUGUGUGACUAUCCAAAGGUUUGUAGCGGCUUCGCUUGCUGUGUCUUCUUGGAUAAUCAGUAGGUAUCCACUGGGUUUGUUUUGUGUGACGUCAAAUAUUAAAACUGUGUUCAUUGGACACGUUGAUACUGUUUUGAAAGGCAAUAGAACAUAUUUCUCUGCGAUGGAGUUUUACUGUAAGUAGACUAGGUCACUAGUCAUUUGUUAGGCCUGCUGUUUUGUACACUUAUAUUCUAUUAAUUUGUUUUAUUCAAUCCACAAAUCUCUGUUUUUAUGUCCUGCAUAAACUUUGUUGUUUCGGUUGAAUUUGCGGAUAAUGUGCAAAUACACUGCACUACGAUCCUCUUCUGUUUAGGGUGUUGAAUUCUAUAUUUUGUUCUACUUUUUAUUUUCCGCAGCUUUCUGCAUUGACUGCUGCUGUGCUAACUGAGAUAAAGGCCUCUUUAGAUCGUCUGUCUGAUCAACCUUGAGUCUGUAACCUGCUGUUUGUACUCACUUUGGCCUCCAUGUGGCACUCUCUGAAUCAGGGUUUCUUAAGUCUAAUUAAAAAUAUUAA
Messenger RNA from Anoplopoma fimbria (sablefish), 8632 nucleotides. It is a transcript of the gene itsn2b, whose product is annotated as intersectin 2b. Gene Ontology annotation, molecular function: calcium ion binding; guanyl-nucleotide exchange factor activity; protein binding. The transcript is spliced from 40 exons. NCBI's taxonomy places the organism in Eukaryota, Metazoa, Chordata, Actinopteri, Perciformes, Anoplopomatidae. Gene Ontology annotation, biological process: intracellular signal transduction; positive regulation of Rho protein signal transduction. Bases 756 to 6380 code for a protein of 1874 amino acids. The record is from RefSeq and is a predicted model, not a curated record.